AUGGAGAUUCACUUCCAACAACCAGAGCAAGAGUUUGCCAUCCCAGUUAGCAAAAUGAGCAACAAAUUCAAGGGCAGAAGCAGAAGCAGCGGCCAGAACAAGAAGUACGUUGGGGUGAGACAGAGGCCUUCGGGAAGGUGGGUAGCCGAAAUCAAAGACACAACUCAGAAGAUAAGGAUGUGGCUCGGAACCUUCGAAACUGCUGAAGAAGCUGCUCGCGCUUAUGACGAGGCUGCUUGCCUCUUGCGCGGAUCCAAUACUCGCACCAACUUUGUCCCUCAACAUAUUUCCCCUGAUUCUCCUCUUGCUUCGAGGAUUAAAAAUCUUCUCAACAAACGAAAAAAUGAUAAGGGGCCGCAGAGCAAUACUGAUGUGCAUGAAUCAUCCGGUGCUGCUCCUAGUCCAGCCAACAGUAUUAGCGUUAAUAAUUGCAUAACAAGUAGCAGCAAUAGUGCUGCCUCUAGUCCUGUUAGCAGCAGUGGUGAUAGCAGCAGCAUUGACUCAGUAACUUCAUUUGAGCAGAAAGCACCAGAUGGGCAUUUGUUUGAUGAUGCAUACAAGCCUGAUUUGAGCAACUGCUGUGCUAAAGGAUUUGAGAUGGAGAUGGGGCCUUCUUAUCAUGACCAAACUCACAUGCCUUCUUCGGGUCUCCAAGCACAAGGUUUUGAUCACAGGUUCGCCUUCAGCACAACUCAAGAUCACCACCAGUUGUUACAGCUGCCUAAAUUGAAUGAAAGUGGUUUGCCGGAGAUAGCUAAUCAUCACAUGGAGCUUUCAGAAUUUGAGCGCAUGAAAGUUGAAAGACAGAUUUCAGCAUCGCUUUAUGCAAUGAAUGGCGUGCAAGAAUACAUGGAAACUGUCCUUGAUCCCAUCGAAGCUCUUUGGGAUCUUCCUCCUUUAUGUUCUUUGCUAUGCUAA
Molecule: messenger RNA, 918 nt
Organism: Coffea eugenioides
Lineage: Eukaryota; Viridiplantae; Streptophyta; Magnoliopsida; Gentianales; Rubiaceae
Product: ethylene-responsive transcription factor ERN1-like
Exons: 1
Coding region: 1-918 (305 amino acids)
Biological process (GO): regulation of DNA-templated transcription
Molecular function (GO): DNA-binding transcription factor activity; DNA binding
Source: RefSeq, a predicted model, not a curated record